Messenger RNA from Myiozetetes cayanensis, 700 nucleotides. RefSeq names its product interleukin 6 (gene IL6). Gene Ontology annotation, biological process: positive regulation of cell population proliferation; T-helper 17 cell lineage commitment; immune response. Gene Ontology annotation, cellular component: extracellular region. Lineage: Eukaryota; Metazoa; Chordata; Aves; Passeriformes; Tyrannidae. The annotation marks the transcript as partial. Gene Ontology annotation, molecular function: growth factor activity; cytokine activity; interleukin-6 receptor binding. The record is from RefSeq and is a predicted model, not a curated record. The transcript has 4 exons.
CUGCUGCCUCUGCUGCUGCUGCCGCGGUCCGCCGCCGUCCCGCUGCCCGGCGCCGCAGACUCCUCGGGGGAGGCCGAGCCGGAGGAGGCGGUGGCGCGGCGGGAGGCGCUGCCCCUCAGCCUGCGGCUGGCGCAGCUGCUGCGCGACCGGGCGGCUCAGCUGCAGCACGAGAUGUGCGAGAAGUUCACCGUCUGCGAGAACAGCAUGGAAAUGCUCCUCCAGAACAACCUCAACCUCCCCAGAGUGACGGAGGAAGACGGGUGUCUGCACGCCGGCUUCGAUGAGGAUAAAUGCUUGAGAAAAAUCUCCAGCGGGCUUUAUACAUUUCAGACAUACCUCAAAUAUGUACAAGAAACUUUUACUAGCGAAAACCAAAACGUUGAAUCGCUAUCCUAUAGUACAGAGCACCUGGCACAUACCAUAAGACAGAUGGUGAUCAAUCCCGAAGAAGUGAUCGUCCCAGAUGCAGAUACCCAGGAAUCCCUCCGUGCAAAGCUGAAGUCCAGUAAGACCUGGAUUGAGAAAAUCACCACCCACCUCAUCCUCCGAGACUUUACUUCAUUUAUGGAGAAAACAGUGAGGGCUGUGCGCUAUUUGAAAAAUACCAGGAGUUUCAGUGCCUAAAUGUUUUAGUUCAGGCACAAUCCUUCGUUACACAUCUGUCAUGUGGCAGAUGACAGUGUUGUUCUGUUUUAAGAAC